Messenger RNA from Jaculus jaculus (lesser Egyptian jerboa), 2823 nucleotides. It is a transcript of the gene Zmpste24, whose product is annotated as zinc metallopeptidase STE24. NCBI's taxonomy places the organism in Eukaryota, Metazoa, Chordata, Mammalia, Rodentia, Dipodidae. The transcript is spliced from 10 exons. Gene Ontology annotation, biological process: CAAX-box protein processing. Bases 147 to 1574 code for a protein of 475 amino acids. Gene Ontology annotation, molecular function: metalloendopeptidase activity. Gene Ontology annotation, cellular component: endoplasmic reticulum membrane. The record is from RefSeq and is a predicted model, not a curated record.
AUGUUGUAACACUGCUGGCCGCGCUGAGGGUUAGGAUGGGGGCGGAUAUCUGCGGAAGGGACCUCUAUCACGGGAACACCUCGGAGUCUCUCUGAGGGGACCCGUUGUGGAGCGGCACUGGUUCACGCUGGUGAGGCAGGGUGACCAUGGGGAUGUGGGCGUCGCUGGACUCGAUGUGGGACCUGCCGACGGAGAAGCGAAUCUUCGGGGCGGUGUUGCUCUUCUCUUGGGCAGUCUAUCUGUGGGAGACCUUCCUAGCACAGCGGCAGAGAAGAAUAUAUAAAACAACAACUCGUGUACCACCAGAAUUAGGACAGAUUAUGGAUUCUGAAACAUUUGAGAAAUCUCGACUGUAUCAACUGGAUAAAAGUACAUUCAGCUUCUGGUCAGGACUCUAUUCUGAGGUGGAAGGCACUUUUAUUCUUCUCCUUGGAGGAAUCCCUUACCUCUGGAGAGUUUCUGGACGGUUCUGUGGCUAUGCUGGCUUUGGAGCAGAAUAUGAGAUCACUCAAUCCUUGGUGUUUCUGCUGUUGGCCACACUUUUCAGCGCAUUGACUGGUUUGCCGUGGAGUCUGUAUAAUACUUUUGUGAUAGAAGAAAAGCAUGGCUUUAAUCAUCAGACUUUGGAGUUUUUUAUGAAAGAUGCAAUCAAAAAAUUUAUUGUGACUCAGUGUAUUUUAUUGCCUGUAUCUUCCCUUCUGCUAUACAUUAUUAAAAUUGGAGGUGACUAUUUCUUUAUUUAUGCCUGGCUGUUCACAUUAGUUGUUUCUCUGGUUCUUGUCACAAUCUAUGCUGAUUAUAUUGCCCCUUUAUUUGACAAAUUUACACCUCUGCCUGAGGGAAAGCUUAAACAAGAAAUUGAAGUGAUGGCGAGCAGUAUUGACUUUCCUUUGACAAAGGUGUAUGUUGUUGAAGGAUCUAAGCGCUCUUCUCACAGCAAUGCUUAUUUUUAUGGCUUCUUCAAGAACAAGCGGAUAGUUUUGUUUGACACUCUACUGGAAGAGUGCUCUGUGCUAAACAAAGACACCCAGGAGGACAGCGGCCUGGAGCCCCGCAAUGAUGGAGAAGGGGACAGCGAGGAAAUAAAAGCUAAAGCUGAAAAUAAGAAACAAGGAUGUAAAAAUGAAGAGGUGCUGGCUGUACUAGGCCAUGAACUGGGGCAUUGGAAGUUGGGACACACAGUCAAAAAUAUCAUUAUUAGCCAGAUGAAUUCUUUCCUGUGUUUUUUCUUAUUUGCUGUACUAAUCGGCCGAAAGGAACUUUUUGCUGCCUUUGGUUUUUAUGAAAGCCAGCCCACUCUAAUUGGACUAUUGAUCAUCUUUCAGUUUAUUUUUUCACCCUACAAUGAGGUCCUGUCUUUCUGCCUGACCGUCUUAAGCCGCAGAUUUGAGUUUCAAGCUGACGCUUUUGCCAAGAAGCUCGGCAAGGCUAAAGACUUGUAUUCUGCUCUGAUCAAGCUAAACAAAGAUAACUUGGGGUUCCCAGUUUCUGACUGGCUGUUUUCAAUGUGGCAUUACUCUCAUCCUCCACUGCUGGAGAGACUUCAAGCUUUGACAAGUACAAAGCAAGACUGAGACACUCAGGGCCUGUGACUGAGACAUUUCUGACUAUUUCUGUCCUGGCAGCAUGUUCCAGCUCUUGAUGGUUUUAAACUUCUUCUUCUUCUUCUUUUUUUUUUUUUAAGAAAAAUGAUUAAGUAUGAAAAGUCCAGAUUUAAAUACAUUUACUAUCUCAUUUCAAAAAUGAUUUUAAUAAUCCAUUUCUUAAAACAUUGGAUAGAUUUUGAGGCUUGAUGUUUUUAAAGGCAUAGUUUUAUUCAGCAUCCAAUGUAUCAAUUUAUAAAAUUAUUUACAAAAAUGCACAACUCAUUUAUUUAUAGACAAGUGGACUCUGCAUUCAGAGUGUCUGGGAUGGAAUGUUUACAGGAGGAACACCGCUGCUGGGUCCUUUCCACAAUGCAGAAACCGUGGUCCCAAGUCAUUGUGCUUGUAGCUCCAUGCACCAUUUCACCUGGUUCAUUGGGCUUUUUUGUUUGUUUGUUUGUUUUUCUGAGGUAAGGUCUCGCCCUAGCCCAGGCUGACCUGGAAUUCACUAUGUGAUUUCAGAGUGGCCUUGAACUCAUGGCGAUCCUCCUACCUCUGCCUCCCGAGUGCUGGGAUUAAAGGCGUGUGCCGUCACACCUUGCUCAAUCAGUGUUUUAAGUAAGAACAAGUAAUCAUUGACAAGGCUGAUGCUGCUGAAAUGAAAGGUGUUAGACAUGUGCUGUACCACUGUCUCUAAUUUCAGAACUUUGUUUCUUCCUGGUUGCAUACUGAUCAGGAAUUUUCCUUUUUUUUUUUUUUUUUUUUAAAAGACAAAGUCUUACCAUAACCCAAGCAGACCUCAGAAACUCUAUAUAGCACAGGCUGGCCUAAACCUCAUGGCAGUCCUCCCACCUUAGCCUCCCAAGUACUGGGGUUCCAGGUGCAUGCCACCAUGGCCAGAUUAGGGAUGUCUAGUAGUGCUUUGAAAUUUGAAAUUAUGUAGAAGAUGUUUUAAAUCAUUGAGCUUUGUUUUUGCUUUUAAGAAAGUCUCAGUUUUUAUAUUUCUCUCACCUGGUGAGUAUGGUGCCAUUAGGGGCAAACUACUUUUUCUCAUUCAUUUUUUCCUCUCAGCAAGUAAUAAUAGUACAUCCUGUAGCUAAGUAGAAAUCACCGUAUUUCCAGGUUUAAUAAUGUUGAAACUGGUAGAACAUGGAAAGAAGAAAGAACAUUUGGAAAAGUGAAAUAUUGAUGAGUCUGUUAUGAUGUUACAAGGAAAAAUAUAGUUUUCUAUCUCUUUUAA